Papaver somniferum (opium poppy) is the source of this 585-nucleotide messenger RNA. RefSeq lists its product as uncharacterized. Bases 1 to 585 code for a protein of 194 amino acids. The transcript has a single exon. Gene Ontology annotation, molecular function: RNA-DNA hybrid ribonuclease activity; nucleic acid binding. The record is from RefSeq and is a predicted model, not a curated record. Lineage: Eukaryota; Viridiplantae; Streptophyta; Magnoliopsida; Ranunculales; Papaveraceae.
AUGUCAGAGUUUCAUAUAAAGUUUGCUUCCCCAAGAGCUAUCAAAGGACAAGCGGUCGCAGAUUUACUAGCAGCUUUCCCAGAAGAGGGUACCACAACACUGCACGAGGAUCAUCUUGGAGAGGUUCCGGAAAUUUCUUUCGUCAAAGAAGAAGUGUGUAUACUAUUUUUCGAUGGCUCCGGCACCCCUAGCAAUAAUACCGGAGGAGCGGGCGUGGUUCUAGUAUCCCCAAUCGGUGAAGUUUUCUCGCAUUCCUUCAAUCUGGACUUUCAUUGCACCAACAAUUCAGCAGAAUAUGAAGCUUUUCUCAUAGGGUUAUCAUUAGCCAAGCAAGCUAGAGACACGCGUCUGGAAAUAAGGGGUGAUUCUAAAUUACUGGUUAACCAGUUGAAUGGAGUAUAUGCAUUGAAAGAGGUGACACGAGCCCCGUAUAGAUCCGAGGCGCAAAAGCUGCUAAAUUACUUCGCUGACGCAACCAUAACACAUGUUGGCCGUAACAACAACAAACACGCUGAUUGCCUAGCCACAUUAGCAUCAAAGCUGCAGUUCGAAGGUCUGGAAGAAACCUUGACGGUGAAAAGAUGA